Messenger RNA from Closterium sp. NIES-65, 4050 nucleotides. NCBI's taxonomy places the organism in Eukaryota, Viridiplantae, Streptophyta, Zygnematophyceae, Desmidiales, Closteriaceae. The record is from the annotation of a GenBank genome assembly.
AUGACCGCCGUCACUGAGCGCAACCGAUUCACAGAAAUCGUGUUCGCGGCGCUGCUGCUGUCCGCGUCGCUCCGCAUCUGGCUCGACCUGCGCGUCCACGCACCGCGUCCCACCGAACUCCCCUGCCGCAACGACGACUCGCUUCAGCCGGCCGACCAAUCGACGUCCGCCGCGUCAGCAUACAUCAACGACAGCGUCGUAGCGCUGCCCGGCCGCGCGUGGCGGUUACCAGCGGGGGUGGCGUGGGCGUACGGCGGGCUGGGCGACGGCAAGGUGGACCCGGCGCGGUUCCGCCUGCACGUGAAGGUACUCGUCUUCGACCGCCCCGCGUACGCGCUCCGCUGCCUGCGCGCGCUGGCGGCGGCGCUGUACGACGCGGAGCCCGUCCAUCUGGACGUCUUCGUCGACCACCCCUUCGCGCUGCGCGCCGACGCCGCGCCCUGGUCGCCGCGCGCCGCGAGACGCGUGGCGGCCUCCCAUUUCCUAAUGGCGCAGAUCGACGCGUUCGCGUGGCCGCACGGGCCGAAGCGCGUGAUGUACCGAUCGCAGAGCGCAGGCGUGCAGGGCCAGUGGGUGGAGGCGUGGUGGCCGGAGAGCCUCGCUGACGUGGCGCUGAUGGUGGAGGACCACGUGGUAGUCUCCCCGCUGUACUACCGCUACCUGAAGCGCCUCCUGGCGCGGUACUACUUCCGGCGCGCGGACUUCGACCCGCACGUGCUGGGCGUGUCGCUGCAGCGCCAGUCCUUCGUGCCCGGGCUGGGCGCCGACCCACUCCCCCCGCUGGCGCACGGCGCGCCGUUCCUGUACGCCGUGACGGGCACGUGGGGGCAGGCGCUGCUGCCCGGGCCGUGGCGGCAGUUCCGCCUGUGGCUGGACGAGCGGCGGUACAACGGCAGCCGGCAGCCCCUUGUGGGCGGGCUCAAGACCACCCAGUGGUUCCGCGACAAGGGCAACAGGAGGUGGUCGCCGUGGGCCAUCAAGUGGGCGCACAGCACCGCCAUGCUCUCGCUCUACCCGCCCCUCCCCGCCAACCUCUCCCUCGCCUUCCCCCUCAAGCGCGCCGCCCCCCCCUCUGACGCCCCCCUCGUGCCGCUGCUCCCAGGGAUGGGGGCGGGUGCGGGUGGGGGGAUUGGGGGAAGCGGGGGAGGGGGCGGGGAGGGGGGGGUGGAGGGGGCGGUGAGGGCGUGGAUGGAGGGGCCGCUGCCGAGCAUGGCGCGCGUGAGGCGCUUCGACCUGUGUGCUCGCGAGCUGCCGCACCUCCCCGUGGGGCACUCCCUGCCCGACCUGCACUCCCUCCUCUCCGCCGUCGCCCAGGACAAGCGGGUGUCGCUGGUGGUGGUGCCGACGGGCGGCAGGGACGAGGUCAACAACUGGCUCUGCCACCUUGACGGCAGCAGCCUGCGCUCAUUCGUCCUCAUCGUCCCCCACGCCAGCCUGGCAGCUGAGCUGUCCGCACGUGGCUUCGCUGCCUUCCAUCUGCCGCCACUCAGCAGGCACCAGGUGGCACAGGGGCUGGGACAGCUGACAGCGAGGGGAGGGGUGAAAGCAGUGAGGGAGAAGGAGGGGUUGGAGGAGGAGGAGGGUGAGGAGGUGGAUACUGGCGGGCAAGUGGAGGGGGAGGGCGAGGGGGUUGAGGAGGAGGGAGCAGAGGAGGGAGUGGAGGGAGGGGGGGCGCGCAGCAGGUGGACGGCGAGGCACAUAGAGGUGGUGGUGGCAGCGCUGUCGCAGGGCUUUGAUGUGUCCCUCAGCAAUGUGGACGCCGUGUGGCGGGGUGACCCCAUGGCCACCGAGGCCCUCGGGCUCAUCCCUGCUGACGUGGACAUGUGGGGCCACCUUGACACUGCUGACGUGGCAUCUAGCUUCUUUGUGAUUCGUUCUCGCGCCGCUACAGUCUCGGCGUGGGGCCAGCUGGCUAAGCUGUGUGCGCAGGCGCCCAAGGGGGGAAGCAUGGGGGGCUUGGACAAGGUGGAGGUGGGGUGUGGGGAGCCGGGGAGUGGCGUGCAGCAGAAGCAGAUGCGGGUGCUGCUGACUCAGGCAAUGCAUUUCAGGGAGGUGGAUUCGAUACCCUUUGGACGCGAUGGCGCAGUGCGUCGCGUGCGACUGAAGCUCGCCUUCCACUGUGUUCCCCGCAUCGUUCCCCGCAUCGUUCCAGCCAUCCAUUCCGCAGGCCCGGCCUUCAAGCGCCCGUGGCAUCGACCGCCGCCAUCGCCGCGCGGAGUGAAGGCGCUGCGAGUCCGCGCCGCGCUGAGCCUCGAUGCCGCGCGAAACACCGCGGCGGUCGACCCCUUCUCGUUGCUCUCUGCCGUUCCGCCGCUCCGCGCGCCGUCUCUGGAGGAGGGCGCAAUGGGCAUGACGAUGAGGGAGAGCCUCGCCGUCGCGGUCGAGGCGGCAGGCGGAACCCGCCGGGCGGAAGAAGGAUAUCCGGGCGCGGCUUGCGCUGCUGACGACGCGCCACUGACGCCCAGCCGCCUGGCGUCCCGGCUAGGCGUGCUCUUCUUAUCGGCUGCUGCGGCAGCAGCGGCGGGAACUAGCAUGCCCGCGCAGGCCGUGCAGGCGGAAGCAGUGCGGUCGGAAGCCGUUUAUGCGGAAACAGUUUGGGCGGAGGCAGUGCAGGCGGAGGCAGCAGCGACAGCAGUGACGGCACCCGAGGCAGAAGGCCAGAGCGCAGAAGUGGCGUGGCAGCUGCCGCCUGUAGCGGUGGUUGCUGCUACAGCUGUGCCGGCUGUCGGUCCAGGUGGCGGCAGUCGUUCUCCACGUAAGCAGACAGCUCAGCAGCACGUGGCCGCGCUGGAGGGGCGCAUGCAGCGGAUGAUGGCGUGGGUGCGCCAGGGCAGGCGGGGGCGGGCGGAAGAAACGGGGGAAGCGGGGCGCGAGGGGCGCGAGGGGCAAUCAACGGCUGCGCAGCAGGCCGAGCUGCGGCGGCGAGUGGCGGGGGUGGUGGAGGGGCGCAGGGCCACUAGGCGGAAGCAGCGUGGGGGAGGGGGGGGUGGGGAUGGCUCAGGGGGGCGAGGGGCAGUGGGCUUGGAGGAGGAGGGCAGUGGAGUGGGAGGAGCGCGGUUGAGAGAGAUGGGAGGAGAGGGAGUGCGGUUGAGCGACGGUCCGGAGUGGCUGAAGGGAGUGGCAGAGCAGUACGGCAUGGCGCUGCCGGCAGCUGUGGGGGCCACCAGGGCACAGGAGGAGGCGGAGGCGAGCAGGCAGCGGUACGAGGCGGCGGUGCAGUGGACGGAGGGGCGCCUCUCAGCGCUCGCCACGCUCGCCCUCACCACCGCCACCCACCCGCCCUCACCCUCCCUCGCCGCCUCCCGCACCCACCUGCUCUCCUCCCUUGCCUUCGCUCAGAAGCGAGCAGCUGAGGUGCGCACAGGAAGGGGAUGGGAUGGUGAUGAUGGCGUGAUGAGGAUGGCUGGACUCUCGUCUCCUCCGCCAUUCCACCCUGCGUGCGUGCAGGAGGAGCAGCGGGUCACCCAGCUGCGCCAGCAGCUCAGCAACAGCCGCAUGCUCUCACAACCCUCCUCUUCCUCUUCCGCAUCCUCACCCUCCUCGCCCCUCUCCACCGCACUGCCUCCUUUCCAAUCUACCAUAGCGCAACCUGCGCCCCCAUCUCUCCUGGCCACUCCGUCAUCGACACCAGCGCUCCCCUCCUCCUCGUCGCUCGCGCCCCAACGACCGGUGCCGCGCUCGCUGUCGCAGCCCUCACGGGCGCUCUCCCGCGCCUCAUGGUGCCCCACCGAGGCUGCUCACACCACUCAGCCCUUGGCCUACGACAGCACGAGCCUCGCCAGCACGCAUGCUGCCCUGAGCAUUCUCCAGCAGGUGCGUUGCGUUGCACUCCCUCACGCAUCAGAUGCCUCUGCCCAUCGCAUUGUACCUGCCCAUACCUCACAGCACCGUGCUCAUGCCAUGCUCUCUGCUCAUUUCCUCCCUUUCCUUCCCCAGGCGCCAGUGCUGGUGGAGGGAGCAGGUGGGGGCGAGUGGGCGAGGGAGUUUGUGGCGGAGUCGGUGGCCAGGGAGCUCAGCAAGCGCCGCACCGCCCAUGGCCAUGCCACGUGA